AUGUGUAUAUAAGAGCCGGUGCAACGACUCGGCGCAGUUUACUGCCGCGGGUCUCGCGAGCGCGAGCGCGUGUGCCCAACGCACGUGAGAGAGCUAUAGUACGAGUGUUGUGGGUUCGUGUUAUACACCUGUACGCGUGUGUAGUCAUAUAGUGGAAAUAACGGGCUGCGCGCACUCGAUACUUUGUAAAUUGUGUGUACACGUGUGGUCGGGGCAGCAUGUCGGUGGCAGCAGUGUUCGCUUUGAGUUGCUGUGCGGGUCUGGUUGGACUACUGCCGGCCGGCGUCAGGGCAGCGCUGGAUCCCAAUCCGGAUAUAGAGCUCAAGACCAAUGAGUUAGCGAGAAAGUACGGCUACCCUUUCGAGGCUCACACUGUCAUAACAGAGGACGGGUACAUUCUGUCGCUGCACAGGAUUCCGCAUGGACGUGGAGGAUUCGACGAUUACUUUUCCGGAAGUCGUCCACCUGUUCUACUGCAGCAUGGAUUGGGUGGUAGCUCAGCUGAUUGGGUCCUCAUGGGACCUGGUUAUUCAUUAGCCUAUUUUCUUGCGGACACGGGAUACGAUGUUUGGCUGGGCAACAACCGUGGUAACAUCUAUUCUCGAAACCACACGACGAUGGAACCUACCGAUCGUUACUUUUGGGAUUUUAGCUUCCACGAGCUGGGCUACUACGACCUGCCGUCGAGCAUCGACUACAUCCUCAGCGCCACGGGUCGACGGACUCUGCUCUACGUGGGUCACUCGCAAGGCACGACCCAGUUCCUCGUCAUGGCCUCACAGAAGCCUCAAUACAACAGCAAAAUCGCGCUCGCCACCGGCCUCGCACCUGCAGCCUUCACCGGCUAUCUCCGCGGCCCGAUUACGCAACUCACCAAGCUGACAUACUUCGGCGUGUGGGUUGGCGAAAACUUUGGUUAUCCAGAGUUUGGAUCACGCUCACGAUGGGGCAGGUUCAUUUCGAGGCUUUUUUGUCAGAGUGCAGCGCCAACACAAAUUUUCUGCAGUACAAAAUUCUAUUUACUGGCUGGCUUUAGUCCAGACAUCGAUCUAGAUAAGCUAACGGUGAUUGUAGGUCACAUACCGGCUGGUGCUUCCUGGAAGCAGCUCAUUCAUUAUGGUCAAGGAUAUAUAAAUCCAGGUUAUUUCCGGUUGUUUGAUUAUGGAGAUGCUAAGAAAAAUAUUCAACUAUACGGAUCUUCAGUACCUCCAGAGUACAAAUUAGAUGCUAUCACUGCUCCCAUGGCACUUUUUAGUAGUAACAACGAUUGGCUGGCUACACCCAAAGAUGUUGAAUUGCUAACAAAUAAGUUAGGAAGUAUAGUAUAUCAUCAAAGAAUCUCAGCUAACCCGUUUAACCACUAUGACUUCAUAUGGGGAAGAACAGCGCCAGAAAUUGUAUUUGAACCUCUAAUGCGUUUAAUGAACAAGUAUCGAUACAUUCGAUAAUAUUUUGUUGAUUGGAAAAGAAUGUAUCUACCACAAUGUGUUCAUCAAAAUCGUUAUAUUUAUAAGGAUCAAAUCAAUCUAGUCAUUGUCAAAAAGUUAAUUUUAAACUAGCAAAAGACAUUUGUUUUAUCUUGUAAAAAUGCAUUUUUACCUUUUGACAAAAAGAUAAGAAAAAACAUAACUAUGUAUCUAACCAUUCACAUAUCAACAUCAAAAAGAUCAUAACUAUUGGUCAUUUAAGAUAUUAGUAUCGAAUCAACAGGAAUAUAUUGCAAUCAAGUUAAAUUUCUCAGCCUCAGUAAAAGUUAUACGAGAAUAUUUUCGCAAAUUUAGCGAGUAUUUAUAAAAGCUCAAAUAGCUACAUGCAUCACGCAAGGAUUUAAUAUGAUAUCUCAGCAGUAAUAAAUUUAAUCCAUCGGAUGAUUGAUUGUAUAAUUAUUUAUGUGAAUGAUCAAUAUUCAUUUAAGACGCUUCAAAUAAAAAUAUUGACAUCAGAGCAUUGACAUGUUUCACGCUUCAAAUCCUGAUUAUCCAGUUGUACGUUACACUUUUAUCAAGAUUGAAGUGAUAACAUCGCAAGUUAAUAUUGCCACUGUCUAUAGGGUUGACAAAAAAAUCAUUUGUUGGUACUAUUAUUUGUUCAAUGAGUACGAUUGCAAAUAAGAAACUAC
Messenger RNA from Nasonia vitripennis (jewel wasp), 2119 nucleotides. RefSeq names its product lipase 3-like. The record is from RefSeq and is a predicted model, not a curated record. The coding region runs from base 219 to 1448 and encodes 409 amino acids. Gene Ontology annotation, molecular function: hydrolase activity, acting on ester bonds. The transcript has 8 exons. Gene Ontology annotation, biological process: lipid metabolic process. NCBI's taxonomy places the organism in Eukaryota, Metazoa, Arthropoda, Insecta, Hymenoptera, Pteromalidae.